Pyrus x bretschneideri (Chinese white pear) is the source of this 561-nucleotide messenger RNA. RefSeq names its product zinc finger MYM-type protein 5-like. Bases 1 to 561 code for a protein of 186 amino acids. Lineage: Eukaryota; Viridiplantae; Streptophyta; Magnoliopsida; Rosales; Rosaceae. The record is from RefSeq and is a predicted model, not a curated record. The transcript is spliced from 2 exons.
AUGUACAUUUUUCUAACUCCUGUUCCACUUGUGAAAGCAAAGUUCUUUCUCAAAGAAAAAGAACCAAAAAGUUCAGUAGAUGAUUUAAUUACGGAACAACAGGAUGACAAUGAGAAAUUAGCUGAUGAUUUGGGCAAUGAUGACCUUGAUGGGAAUGAUAAUCCUGAGGAUGCUCCUAUUGUCAAUGGUCAACCGAGUGAGUCAAUUCCCUCAAACAUUUAUGAUUCUCAAAUUUGGGAUAGUCUUGAUCCCAAAUGGAUUGAUUUGUUGGUAGAAAAAGGUCCUGCAAAAGAUCUAUCUAUUGAGAAAGGUCCUAAAGAUCAGUUUGAUAGGCGUUUUAAUGCAGCCUUUUAUACUCAAUACUUAUCCAAUGGAGAGAAACAUGAUAGAGAUUGGCUAGUCUAUUCAAAGGAUGUUGAUAAAGUGUUCUGUUUUUGUUGCAAAUUGUUCAAGAAAGGGUCUCUCAAAGGUCAAUUAGCAAAUGAGGGCUACAACGAUUGGACACGUCUCAUUGUGUGGCUUAAAGAGCAUGAAACAGUUUUGAUCACAUCUCGAACAUGA